AUGUUAAUGCUUGCUUAUUAUAUUUGGUUUUAUCAUGGAGCUUAUGUGCAUUCACAGAAGUUAAUAGAAAAGUUCGAAUUAGUUGAAUGUGAAGCUCGAUCAAUUAUACUUAAAUGGCAACUAAAUAAUGCUACUCCAGUUAAAAGAUCAAUUGUUAGUUGUUCAAGGUUUGAUGGAAGAGAGGAAACAUCAACACAAAUCUUAUAUAUGACAGGUUUUGUGACAAUAAAUAAUCUUGCACCAAAUACCAAAUACAAGUGUAAGCUUGAGGUUUAUAGUUUAUCCAUUGGAUCAAUGUCCUCAGAUUUUGUUUAUGCAGAAACUCUAAUAGGCGAUGCAUGUAUUCAACCUGUUGGCUUUGAGACUGGGAUUAUUAAAGAAAAUAAUGUUAUAAGUUCUUCAGCAACAAAUUCAAAAAAGAAAUCUAUAAGACUUUAUGAUGCAGAUGGUUUUUGGUGUUCAGCAGAUUCAAACCCUUACAUAAGAAUUGAUCUGGAAAGAAUAAUGACAAUUACAGGUCUUCUAAUUCGGACAAAUAACAAUGAUAUUGACACAAUAUAUUUAAUGUAUGGUAUAAAAAAUGAAAUGCAAUAUAUUUAUUUUGAUGACACUUGGAAAAAUCAAAUUAAAAGGACAUUUGACAGUCCAAAAAAUGGCACUACACGACAUUGGUUUUUGGAAAAUUCAUUUACAGUCAAGUUGUUACAGUUUAUAUCCUUGCUUAACAAAACACCAUUUUGUGUUCAAGUUGAAGUCUAUGGUUGCUCAGAAAUUUGUAGCUCAAAACUCAAACCAUUGUCUGUUUACCAUAUUCUCCAACCGAACACAUCUAUAAGUAACAAUACUAAAUUAUUAAAUCCUGAAAAUGUCUCUUUAUCCUGCAUUGAAAUUAAUCAGAGUCUUCGUUUUGAUUUUGGUAAAAUUUCAACUCUGAGUGGUUUUAUGAUGCUAAGUGAAAAUGUUUUUGUAAAUAUCAGAGUCCGAUAUGGAGAUAUUAUUGAAAAUAUGACCCUAAAACACGAAGCUUCUCAGACAUUUUCAGCAAAUCCUAUUCCACAUUCUUAUACAACAUUUUGGUUCAACGACCAAAUAUUGACAAGAUAUAUUGAAGUAAGACCUGUUUCUGAAAUUACUUGCAUGUAUGUUGUGUUUCUUGGAUGUAAAUCAGCAAAUAUGAAAAAACUGGGCAUAGAAAAUGAAUCACCUGAUAUAAUUCUAACAGAGUCAUCAUUCAACAAUCUUGGUAAUAAAGCAGUAAAAGGGAGGCUAAAUGCUAUGAGUUCAGACUGGACAGUUUCUAUUACAGAUAAAAACCCAUGGUAUCAAAUUUGUUUUCAAGUAAUUCAAACUGUUUCUGCAAUUGCAGUUCAGGGUCAGGGGUAUUGGAAUAUAGCUUACAUCACUGAGUACUCUAUAAUAUAUGGCUAUAGUGCAAACACUGUUUCAUAUGAUUAUUCUAUUAAUGGUUUACCUUAUCGUUUUAAUGGAACAAAAAAUCGAUAUGCUACAAGUGUGAGCCAAUUUCCUGUUGAAAUUUCAGUGCAAUGUUUAAGAAUAGUAAAUAUAAAAUUUUAUCACACUGCAACUGGAAGAUUUGAAGUUCUUGGUGAUAAUAUAACUUAUCCACCAAACAUUACUAUGCCUAAACUUGUAUUUAACAUCAAAAAUUCAACUGCUAUUGUUAAAUGUGUUGUGAUUGGUCAACCGGGUCUCCUUAUUCAGUGGAGAAAACAAAAUGAAAUUAUUGUUGACAAUAAAAUACAUUACAUUAUAAAAACUAGUGAUAGGUCCACAGAUGUCAAUGGAACCUACACAUCAGAAUUAGAGAUAAAUCCCUUAGUUCAUUUAAAUAUUGAUAAUGAUGAUACUCAAUGUCAUGGUGAUAAAAAAAAUGUGUCUUGUUUUUUUUACUACUCUAUAAGUACAGGCUACACAGUUUCUAAUUUAUUUGUUACAAACACAACAUUAAUAUACUAUGGUUUUAAUGCUGAAAUUGAUUUACCUAAUCUAACAAUCGUUGCAACUAAUUUCUCGAUAAAUAUUACAUGGACAACUGAACAAAUUGAAAGAGAUUUCCAAGUUUUUUAUAACUUCUUGCUAAUAAAACAUGAUGGUUCUAACAAGAUAAUACUAGACAACAAAACUAGCAUUAAAAACACUGUAAUGUAUAAUGCAAAACUAUAUACUUCUUACACAUUCCAAUUGAUAGCAUUUAAUCGACUAGGAAUAUAUCAAAAAGUCGAAAAAAAAAUUUCCUUAGAAGAAUUACUAAAAAAUAUAAAGAAAGGUGGUACAAGUUCUGGAGUUACUGGUGGCGUGACUGGCACUGUUGCAUGUGUAAUUGUUCUUCUAGCUGUUCUUGGUAUUUUACGUAAAAGAAAGAAAAAGCAUGACAAUAUAAAGGGAAUACCUUACAAAUUCAAAAAAGAAGAAGAAUGCGAUAAUCUUGAAACACUUGAACCAGUUUCUGCUUUUGAAAAUCCUUUAACAGAUAUUCUUGAUGAGAACCUAGAUAAAGGACAAUAUUUUGAUGAGGAGCAACCUAUUGAUAGGGAGCAACCCUCUGUGGCAAGGUUACAACUUGAGGUACAACAAAAAAAAACUGAAGUUCUUUCAGAUAAAAAGUUAGCUGAUGCUAUUGUUAUUGAUUCUAAUCAUCCACCAAUCAGCUUGAAAGAUUUCCCCAAACAUUGGGAUUGGUUGCAAAAAGAUAGUAAUUAUGCUCUUUCAGAAGAAUACAAAUGUUUAAAUGCUGGUCAGUUAUACACUUGGAAUGAUGCCCUCUUACCAGAAGUCAAUUUAAAAAAUCGAUAUGCCAACAUUUUAGCUUAUGAUCAUUCAAGAGUGCGUCUUGGAAACAGUUCAGAUGUUAAAACAAACUAUAUAAAUGCCUCCUUUAUUCAUGGAUAUACAAAGCCUAAUGUUUACAUAGCAACACAAGGUCCAAACACAUCAUCAUUAAAUGAUUUUUGGAGAAUGAUUUGGGAACAAGAUGUUUCAUUAAUUGUAAUGCUAACAAACCUUGUAGAAAGACAAAAGAAAAAAUGUGAAUUGUAUUGGCCAAGAUAUGGUGGACAAAUAUUCGAUGAUGUAGAAGUAAAUAUUUCUUCAACAGAUAACUUCUCAGAUUAUGUUGUUCGAAAAUUCUCAGUUAAAAAGGUUGGUUCAGAUGAGAAAAAGUUAGUUUAUCAUUUUCAGUUUCUUAAUUGGCCAGAUCACAGAGUUCCUGAGUUUGUCUUUGACAUUGUUCAUUUUUGUCAACACAUCAGAAAAGUAUUUCCCUAUGAGCACACACAAAAUCCAGUGGUGGUUCAUUGCAGUACUGGUGGAGGUAGAACAGGAGCAUAUAUUUGUAUUGAUGAAAUGCUGGAACUUGUAAAAUAUCAAAAUAAAGUGGAUAUUUUUAAUUAUGUUAAUUUUAUGAGAAGCAGAAGAAUCUCUAUGAUACAAUCUGAGGAUCAAUAUUUGUUUGUAUAUCGUGCUAUUUUUGAAUCAAUUACUUGUGGUGUUACAGAAACAAUCGCUUCUAAAUUUCCACAACUAAUCACUGGACUAUCUAAUGAAACAAAUUUAAAUUUAGGUGCAACCAAUGGUUUUGAAGAACAGUUUCAAAAGCUGAAAAUGUUUAUUUCAAGUCCUGUACCUGAGGAAUUUAGUAACGCACUCAAAGAUGUCAAUAAAGAAAAAAAUCGUAAUCAACAAAUAUUACCUAGUGAUGAAAAACGUGUAAUACUAUUGGAUGACAUCUGUAAAGGUGGUGACUACAUAAAUGCAGUUUAUAUAAAUGGUUAUAAGAAAAGAAAUGAGUACAUAGCUACUCAGCAUCCUUUAGCAUCCACAUUGUCUGAUUUUUGGACUAUGGUACUUCAGAAGAAAAUUGGUACAAUUGUAAUGCUUCACGACUCGCAUAAUGAAUCUAGAUUGCCAAAUUUACAUGGAGCAUUAAAACAUAGGAAUGACUUUAAAAAUGUUUCUGUUACUUUAAAGCAUCAAAAGAACAAUGGGUGUAUAACAUUCAAAAGUAUUCAAGUCAGCUCUUUGAAUGGUAAAGAUAAUGUUGAAUGUGUUAUUUUGUGUUUGGAAUGGCCAAUUGAUGGUGUCCCUGUUAAAAAUGAGGCAAUUAUGUUAAUUAAUGAAAUGGAAAAACAGCAAUCGAAACAUGGAGAAAAUCCAAUUCUUGUCUUUUGCAGUGACGGAGCAUCGCGAUGCGGAACUUUUUUGGCAUGCUCCAUUAUUUUACAAUAUUUGCAGCUCGAACAAGCUGUUGAUGUUUUUCAAACUAUAAGGAAGAUAAGGACAUCUCGAUCUCAAUUUGUUGAUAAUGUUGUUCAUUUCAGGUUUUGUUAUGAACUGGCUUCUACUUAUAUCAAGUCCUUUGAUUGUUACUCUAAUUAUGUCGAAAGUAAAAUUUGAAUAGUGCACGUAUUACAUUAAAAAGAUAAUACAUAUAUGUAUAUGUAUUUAAUAAUAUAUACAUUUAAUAAUUCAUGUGUGUAUAUGUAUACUAUAGUUUGACUGAUAUUUAUCAUAUAAAUUUGUUUAAAAUAAUUAGUGAAAAUAGACGAUGUUUGAUAACUUUAAGAUGAUAAUCGCUAAGCGCACAAUGAGUUCUGGUAUUGCCUGAGACAUUUAGAAUAUUCCAAACGUAAAUAACUUUUUCCAAUACUUUUUCUUUAUUUCAAUUACUAAAACCGUUAUAGCUCUUCGAAACUUUUAUAGUCUUUAAAUCCAUUAAUAAAUUUUAAAAGUUAUAAUUAAUAAGAACUACAUUAAACAUAAGCUACAUAAAGUUGUAAUGUGAAAUUUGAUUUUUAUACUUUGUUUUCCCCAGGCGAUCCCACAAUGCAUAGCGAAAAGUUCUUAAAAAAAAUAUCAAAUAUCGCCUAUUGCUUCAAAAAUUAAAUUCACUGAUUUUUGAAUAGUUUUUUUUUGUAGCUUUUGUAUUUGGUUUGUUUAUCUAUAUCAAUAAAGCUUUUUACAUUAAGAAAAUAUAAUAUGUAUGUAUUUUUAUACAGUAGUAAAUUAACGGAUUUAGUUUUUAAAAUAAUUUUUAUUUACAAUUUAGUUCAAUGUAUAGUAUUGAAUUAUUAUAGCAUUAAAUACUUUCAAUGUUUUUAUUUA
Hydra vulgaris (swiftwater hydra) is the source of this 5121-nucleotide messenger RNA. Lineage: Eukaryota; Metazoa; Cnidaria; Hydrozoa; Anthoathecata; Hydridae. The record is from RefSeq and is a predicted model, not a curated record.